Molecule: messenger RNA, 615 nt
Organism: Kazachstania africana CBS 2517
Lineage: Eukaryota; Fungi; Ascomycota; Saccharomycetes; Saccharomycetales; Saccharomycetaceae
Gene: TRS23
Product: TRAPP subunit TRS23
Exons: 1
Coding region: 1-615 (204 amino acids)
Biological process (GO): endoplasmic reticulum to Golgi vesicle-mediated transport
Cellular component (GO): TRAPP complex
Source: RefSeq, a predicted model, not a curated record
AUGGCUAUAGAGACGUUAUUGAUUGUAAACAAAUCUGGAGGUUUAAUUUAUCACCGAAAUUUUGGAGAAGCUUGUGAAAAGAGGAAGAAAUUGACUAGUAACGAUUACUUAAUUAUAGCGAGCACGUUACAUAGUAUAUUAGCCAUAUCUGGUCAGAUAACGCCGAGGGCAUUGAAAUUGAAUCAAGAUGAUAUAGAUUACACCAUUCCAUAUGUCCCUGGAGUUGGGAUGCCCUCAAGUGAUUCCAGCAAUAACAGUAAAAUGUCCAAACUUGGCAGUUUUAAAGGAGACGAUUAUUUUAAAGAAUCAUUUACCAGUUGGAACAAGAGUGGACUGAGACAAUUAAGUACGGAUCAAUUUACGAUGUUUGUAUAUCAGACGCUGACUGGGUUGAAAUUUAUAGCAAUAAGUUCUAGUGUUCUGCCCAAGAAUAACGAGAUGGAAACGUCUAAAAAUUUGAAUCUUGCGAAUCAGAUAGGUGACAAUUUUUUGAGAAAGAUAUAUUGCAUUUACAGUGAUUACGUUAUGAAGGAUCCACUAUAUUCAUUAGAGAUGCCAAUAAAAUCAGAAAAUUUUGACAAGAAAGUACAAGAGAUGGUUUAUAAUGUUCAAUAG